CCCAACGACCCAACAAGAAAGUAAAGAAGCCAGCAAGGGUGACGCCGACUCGCUGGGGGGAGAAGAAGCGCGGCUUCUCUCCCGUCUCGCCUCCGGUCCGCCCCCCUCUUCCCAGUCCCUCUCUGCCUCCGAGGCACCGGCAGGAGCAGCCUGGACUCAUGAUGGCUUCAACCGCUACCUGCACCAGGUUCACCGACGAGUACCAGCUCUUCGAGGAGCUUGGAAAGGGGGCAUUCUCAGUUGUAAGAAGAUGUGUGAAAAUUCCUGCAGGACAAGAGUAUGCUGCCAAAAUUAUCAACACCAAAAAGCUGUCUGCUAGAGAUCAUCAGAAAUUGGAAAGGGAAGCUAGGAUCUGUCGCCUUUUGAAGCAUCCUAAUAUUGUUCGACUUCAUGACAGCAUAUCAGAAGAAGGAUUCCAUUACCUAGUCUUUGAUUUAGUUACUGGAGGUGAACUGUUUGAAGAUAUAGUUGCAAGGGAAUACUACAGUGAAGCAGAUGCUAGUCAUUGUAUACAGCAGAUUCUAGAAAGUGUUAAUCAUUGUCACCUAAAUGGCAUAGUUCACAGAGACCUGAAGCCUGAGAACUUACUUUUAGCUAGCAAAUCCAAGGGAGCAGCUGUAAAAUUGGCAGACUUUGGAUUGGCUAUAGAAGUCCAAGGAGAACAACAGGCUUGGUUUGGUUUUGCUGGUACACCAGGGUAUCUUUCACCAGAGGUCUUAAGAAAAGAUCCCUAUGGGAAGCCAGUGGACAUGUGGGCAUGUGGUGUCAUUCUCUAUAUUCUCCUUGUGGGAUACCCUCCUUUCUGGGAUGAAGACCAGCACAGACUCUAUCAGCAAAUCAAGGCUGGUGCUUAUGAUUUUCCCUCACCAGAGUGGGAUACUGUGACACCUGAAGCCAAAGAUCUCAUCAAUAAAAUGCUUACCAUCAACCCUGCCAAACGUAUCAUAGCAUCAGAGGCACUGAAGCAUCCAUGGAUCUGUCAACGUUCUACUGUGGCCUCUAUGAUGCACAGGCAGGAGACCGUAGAUUGCUUGAAGAAAUUCAAUGCAAGAAGAAAACUAAAGGGUGCCAUUUUAACAACUAUGCUGGCUACCAGAAAUUUCUCAGCAGCAAAGAGUUUACUGAAAAAACCUGAUGGAGUCAAGAAAAGGAAGUCCAGUUCGAGUGUUCAAAUGAUGAUAAACAACAAAACCAACGUGGUAACCAGCCCCAAAGAAAAUAUUCCUACCCCGGCGCUGGAGCCCCAAACUACAGUAAUCCACAAUCCUGAUGGAAAUAAGGAGUCAACAGAAAGUUCCAAUACAACUAUUGAAGAUGAAGAUGUGAAAGGUAUGAUUAAGAGUUGGAAAGCUCGUAAGCAGGAGAUCAUCAAGGUUACAGAGCAGCUGAUUGAAGCUAUCAACAAUGGGGACUUUGAAGCUUACACGAAGAUCUGUGAUCCAGGUCUUACAUCUUUUGAACCUGAAGCUUUGGGGAAUCUGGUGGAAGGGAUGGACUUUCACAGGUUCUACUUUGAAAAUGCUUUGUCCAAGAGUAAUAAGCCAAUCCAUACCAUUAUCCUCAAUCCCCACGUCCAUCUUGUGGGUGAUGAUGCUGCCUGCAUUGCCUACAUACGGCUGACGCAGUAUAUGGAUGGAAGUGGAAUGCCAAAGACUAUGCAAUCUGAGGAGACCCGGGUCUGGCACCGCCGUGAUGGCAAAUGGCAGAAUGUCCAUUUUCACCGUUCAGGGUCACCAACAGUUCCGAUCAACUAAAAUUCAACAAUGCCACUCUUGCAUUCUCCGUACUCAAAGCACCUGAUUGGUUACCAUGUGGGCCAUCCUGUUCUUCUCUUCAUGCAUGUUUCUGAGUGCAUGAAGCCAUGACGGUUCUACAUGUAAUGCAUUUGUGAUGCAUCAUUUUGUUGUAUAUUCCAUCUGUAUAUUUUGUUUACACUUCAAUUAAGAAGAUGUUCCAUGCAAAUUGAAAAUGGCAAAGCAAAAAGAAUAAAAGCCAAAAAUAAGAAUACAGUAGUAGAUGUGCAAUCGUAUGUAAUUUUCUCUGUUAAUGCUAAGUUUUAACAAAUAACUUUAAAAUUACCAUGGUCGUAAAAAAAAAAAGUCUCGUUUUGUUUCCAUUUUUUAAACAAGUGGUUUAUGGCUUAUUUGUUUUCAAAACCACUCGGUUUUGCUUUUGUCCAUGUUGGGAAGCUCAUCGAUUUCUACUAACAGCUUUGCUACUGCAGAAUAAUUUUUGUUGGAACAGAAAAAUGGAUAAAAUCAAUGAAUGUGGUAGCAAAUUAUGUUGAGGUGGUACCACCUGAAGCCAUUUUAGUUAUUAAACUGGAAUAAUUGCAUCAUUUACUAACUUGAAUACUUUAGAAUUAGCUUUUAUUGUUCUGACUAAUCAGUGAUAUUUUUUCUUUUUUUUUUAAUCUUUACCUUUACUUUUUUAUGCUAACUGAAAAUUUAUAUUGGGAGAGAAAAGAGCAAAAUUAAAAUUUAUUCGGAAUGAAGACUAAGGAGAUAGUUUUUGAUGAUUAAAGUGAAAGAGUAAAACAAAAUAGAUUUGUAUCACUUUUAGGAUGUACAGUAAAUUUAUUAAGGAGGCUUUAGAUUAUUUUAUUUUAUGCUCUGGUCCAGAUAUGUGGUUAGUUUCACCUAGAAAUAUUAAGCCUUACAAGCUUAGUAUAAAGAGCUUCUUUACUUUCUGUUGUAGCGGCUUCUACUCUGACAAACUAUCAUAAAUAUUCCAAUUUUCUAAUACUGUAACACUUUAUAAUGGUAUUUUCCCCCAUUUGCUCUUGGCUUAUUAAAAUCCUUGCACAGUGCAUAAUAUUAGGAACAACAACUAUUGCAGAAUAUCUUACUGUUUUGUUUUUUUCUGUCGCUGCAUAUCCCUGUAGAGUAAGCAGGGAACGUUCUUGAUGUCAAUUUAAAACAUGUACUUAGUGACCUGAACGUUUUUUGCUUCUAUUUUAUAGCUCUGAAUGUAUAUUCCUGCAAGCAUUUAGAUUUCAUCCCCUUCCUUCCCUCCCCCCCACCCAUUUUUAAUAGAAAAAUACAGGGGUUGACUGGUUUUUCUUGUUUUGUUAAUUGUUUUAUUAUCAGUGGGGCUAAUUGUUUUCUGCAGUACUCUAUAGUGCAUGAUAUAUCAGUGUUCUUUUUAGCAAUUACAAUUUACAGCUCUCAACAGCCUGAAAUUUUUAAAAUGGGAAGACUUCCUAAUUUGUAUAAUUUUACUUUGUGUUGAUUAUAAAUCAAAAACGUUCCCUUACACUUUGAUGUUGUUACUAGUGGAUGUACAGUAGAUGGAUUUAAGCUUCUCUGAUAAUUAUUACAUGAUUUAAAACAAUGUAUAUUUAAAAUAAGCAUUUACAGUAAAUGUGUUGAGCCAUAUUAACCUGCCAAUGGGAUCUGUGAAAAACAAAAAAGUAAUGGCCUAAUUUUUUUCUCGUUUAUUUCUUUACUUUUUUUGUGAAGCAGCUAUAAGUAGUAUAAAUGUAUUUAAAUUUAACAAAAUUAGGUGUAGGGUGGGGUUUUUUACACUUUAACAUAGCAUGUGGUGUUGACGUAUUACUGUAGAUCAAGUUUGUCUUCCACACCAAUAUGUGAGGAAAUUGUGACUCGUUCUCUCCACCACAGUCAAAUAACAUGCUUAUCUUCUAUCAUUUUGGAACACUGCAGUUUACCCAUGGGACAUGGUGUACAUAUUUCUUGCCAUAAUGGUAAAUGACUGACAGAUAUAUUUAAGAAUGAAUAAAUUUGUGAUUUCUGCUGA
Molecule: messenger RNA, 3759 nt
Organism: Pelodiscus sinensis (Chinese soft-shelled turtle)
Lineage: Eukaryota; Metazoa; Chordata; Testudines; Trionychidae
Gene: CAMK2D
Product: calcium/calmodulin dependent protein kinase II delta
Biological process (GO): protein phosphorylation
Molecular function (GO): ATP binding; calmodulin binding; calcium/calmodulin-dependent protein kinase activity
Source: RefSeq, a predicted model, not a curated record